Molecule: messenger RNA, 3912 nt
Organism: Oreochromis aureus
Lineage: Eukaryota; Metazoa; Chordata; Actinopteri; Cichliformes; Cichlidae
Product: toll-like receptor 13
Exons: 5
Coding region: 167-2998 (943 amino acids)
Biological process (GO): toll-like receptor signaling pathway; inflammatory response; immune response
Cellular component (GO): membrane
Molecular function (GO): transmembrane signaling receptor activity; protein binding
Source: RefSeq, a predicted model, not a curated record
CGGAAAACAAACAAUUUCCUCUGUUGUCUUCCUCAGAUUAAUAGCACUUGCAGCGCAUCCACUCUGAGUUUAGGCCAGUGUCAUGUCUCAAGGAUAAACUGAUGGAAGAGGUGUAUUGAACAACAGGAUACCCCCAUCUCUAAGUGCACUGCUUCCCAAGAUCAACAUGCUAGCUACAGGAGUUUGGCCUCUGCUGCUUCUCUCACUUCUUUCGUGUUUCUUUCAUUGUGAACAUUUACUUGCUUUUUCGCUGAAAAACUGCACAAUUAUCUAUACAGAAAAAUCAAAUGUGUCAGUCACUUGCACAGAGCGUUACCUCGCUGCUAUUCCAGAUGACAUUCCCAAAAAUGCAGUAUUGCUAAAUCUCAAGUCAAAUUACAUUUCAAAUAUUACCAGGAUGGAUUUGGAAGGUUUAUUCGAGCUCGAAGUUCUAAAUUUGGAAAAAAAUUGGAUUUCACAAAUUGAUGAUGAUGCUUUUGCAGACUUGGUAGAGUUAAAGGUUCUCAUCUUGAGUAUAAAUAGGCUCGCAAAACUGACAAAAAACAUGUUUCAGGGUCUUUCCAAGUUAGAGACGCUGUCUCUGGACUGGAACCAGAUCUCAUUUAUCUCCCCUGUGGCCUUUCAGCCCCUGGUCAGUGUACACUCAGUAGAUUUGAGCUAUAACCUUCUGCAUCAAAUUACAGAUAUUGAUCAGAUUAUUAAACUCCCAACUUCACAACAUUUGUUUGUCUGUUACAACAACUUUACUUCGUUUCAGUCAGAUGACCUCCAUGUAAAUACCUCAAACCUACUCACUCUAAGUUUGGAUUCAGUGAAAAAGUUCAGCAUUACAAGAGACAUUUUUCCUCAUCUGCAGUCUCUGGACUUGCGAGGCUGGACCGGGGACAUCGAGUGGGAAGUAUCAAACAAGACUUUUUUAAAGAGCCUAACGAGACUGCAAAUGAGUGGAACUUCUCUUAGCUUUGAGGUGUACAGAGCAAUUCUGCAGACUGUUUACUCUCUUCAAGAGCUUCAGAUGGAUAACAUAAAAAAGUGGAUAGAUGAUGGUCUCAUAGACGUCGCCUGCCAAAUUCAUUCUCUUAAAACUCUGAAUGUAAGCAGUAGUAAGAUUCACACCUUAAAGGAGAACAUGCUGCAGUCUUGUUCUCACCUAACUAACCUCAAUUUAUCAUCUAACCAUAUAGACAGCAUGGCUGAUAAUGCGCUCCAAUCAAUGACACAGCUCAGAAGCCUGAUAUUACAAAAUAAUUAUCUGUCUGAACUGCCAGUGGCCGUCCAAGGACUCACCACACUGGAAGUCUAUGACCUUAGCAUCAAUGACAUCAGUGAACUUUACUGUCCUUACUUCUGGAAUUUAACAAGCCUAACAAUACUCGAUCUGAGCCACAAUCGUAUAUCCUAUAUCUAUGAGUGUGUUUUUGAAAAUUUAAACAAUUUAAAAAUCCUAAAUCUUGAAAACAAUAAGAUUUCAUCAUUCGAUUAUUCUUUCAAAUUUAAAUUACAGACACUGGACUCUUUGUAUUUGAAAAAUAACGAGCUUAUAAAUCUCUUUCAAGGAGUUUUCAGUAAUCUGUCUUCCCUUCGUUAUUUGAGUUUAGAUGUACACAUGUGUAACAAUGUGGAGGAAGGAGGGUUAAAGGGACUCUAUAACCUCCAGUUCCUUCUUAUGCAAGGUGAUAUUUAUUUUUAUGAGCAUUUCAGUGGACUGCCAAACUUAAGCACUCUGAUCCUAAAUGUUGUUUCUAGCCUGCCACAUAACAGCUCCGAACAAAGGGAUAAGCCUUUCUCAAAUUUACCCAAACUGAGGAAACUUCAUAUCAAGGUUCAUAAAGGUUAUUACGAUAUUUCCAAAGAUGUUCUCAGUGGUCUGACUUCUUUAGAGUCCUUAAGGACAGAGGCAUACUUCAUGGGAUCUUUGCACCCAGACACAUUUAAACACACACCACAACUGAAAGGUCUUACGAUAACUUACAGCGAGCUUUCAGUUUUAACAUCUGACGUGUUCUUACCAAUUCCAAACCUGAUGAUGCUCGACCUCUCCAACAAUAAACUCAGGUCUUUGGAUUUUUUGGCAGAGGCCAAACUGCCAGCACUCAGGUGGCUCGAUGUCAGUAACAAUGAAUUGUUCGUAAUCAGCGAAACAGUCAUCCAAUCCCUUUUAACCAUGAAAUAUCUGGAUCUGUCUGCUAACCUUUUAACAUGUGAAUGUUCUAAUUAUGGUCUUAUCCAUUGGAUUCAAAGCAGCAAACAGACACAGGUUGUUAAUGCACAUCAGUACACUUGCGCGUUUCCUGUCAGCCAACGGGGAAACAAAUUCCUUGACUUUGGUUUUGACUCCUGUUGGAUAGAUGCUGCCUUGCUCUGCUUCCUUUUUAGUUCUAGUCUAGUUGUGCUUACUCUCCUUGCAUCCUUCAUCUACCACUUCCUGAGGUCACACCUCACUUAUGCCUACUACCUCUUCCUGGCCUUUCUCUAUGAUAAUAAGAGGAGGAAGAAAGGUAUUCCUCACAGCUACGAUGCCUUUGUCUCCUACAAUGUUCGUGAUGAAGCUUGGGUCUGCGGAGAGUUGCUUCCAGAGCUGGAGGGUCAGCAGGGCUGGAGACUCUGUCUGCACCACAGAGACUUUGAACCAGGUAAGCCCAUCGUAGAAAACAUUACAGAGGCCAUCUAUAGCAGCAGAAAGACUAUCUGUGUGAUCAGCCAGCAUUACCUGCAGAGUGAGUGGUGCUCCAAAGAAAUCCAGAUGGCCAGCUUCCGUCUCUUCAAUGAGCACAAGGAUGUGUUGAUCAUGGUGUUUCUGGAGCACAUACCAGCCAAGCAGCUGUCUCCGUACUACCAAAUUAGGAGUCUGGUGAAGAAGCGCAGCUACCUGAGUUGGCCACAGGCUGUUCAGCACACUGGAGUCUUCUGGCAGAAAAUACAACAAGCUCUCAAGAGAGAAGAAACCCCUGCUGAGCACAGGCGCCUCCUCACUGGACACCAGAGAGUCAUCCAGUGAGAUUUAAUCUAGGUGGAAAAUCAAUGAUUGUAUAUAUCAGUCAGUCAAACAAUCAACUGAUCCUUUAUUUGUCACAUGCAAAGUUACGCAUACAUGUUGCGUGUUACACGUACAGUUACCUGCAGUGAAACUGGACCCCUUCCGACCAUAGGUACAUAGCACAAACAUCACAUUGGAAGAGAGGUCAGAGAGAGGUAGAAUGGUAAGAAAAACAGUGAAAAAUACACAACAUCAGGGACAAGAGGAGAAAAAAAGGCCCUUCCCAUCGCUUCAAUCAUAGCGGCCAGUCUUGUGGGGGUUUGAACAGCAGUAACAGCUUUCUUUAAGCCAGGGCCAAGCCAGCUCUGAUAAGCAGGAACCCUGUUAUCAUGGUUCAGAAUAGGGAGAUAUCUUUGAUGUCCUCAAUCAACAGUCCCGCCAGGCACUCAACGCGCAACUUGCUCCACCCGUCCAUCAUGCAGGAAACGUCCCUGCAGGAUAAUCGGACUCUCACAAGCCCAGGCUUCUCGUUGAGAAUAGGGUGUCAAUUGCGUUAAGGGACCAGUUGUUCAAAUUCAUAAUUUUAUUCCAUAUAAAAGCGCUAGCUUCUGGGCCACAGAGGUGAAGCUAAUGCAGGAGCGGCUAAACAUGCAUUACUUCUAAUGCCCAGCAGGGGGGAACUCCUGUGGUUUCAAUAAAGGUGGUGCUAGAAGGGAAAACAGCCCUGUGCUGCCUUGACCUGUGACCUUAGUGAACACUUUCUGGUCUGGUGGACUUUCCUGGAGUGCCAUCUGCUAUUUACUAUUUUUUUCUUGCCGUUAAAGUGUAAAUAAAAGUUUUUUUCAUCGUUGAUAUGCUUGAAAGAAAUGCUAUGAUAAUAUGUGUUAUAACAUGUCACAUGAGAAAGCUGUAAUAAAAGCAAAACAAUGUUUUUA